This is a messenger RNA of Medicago truncatula (barrel medic), 3400 nucleotides long. RefSeq lists its product as uncharacterized. The coding region runs from base 292 to 3075 and encodes 927 amino acids. The transcript has 3 exons. NCBI's taxonomy places the organism in Eukaryota, Viridiplantae, Streptophyta, Magnoliopsida, Fabales, Fabaceae. The record is from RefSeq and is a predicted model, not a curated record.
AAACACGCGCCACAUAAAUACAAAAAUUAAAGAAGAUAUUAUUAUAUUCGUAAUUGAAUGAAGAAGAAAGAAUGAAAAUGAUUAUGGAAGAUUACUCUUUAUCCAAACACUGUCUUCAUUGUAAUUCUUUACUUCGCUUUUAAACUACGUGCGUUUUUCUUUUCUCAGUUACGUUUCGUAUCUUUUGUUUUCUUCACUUCAGCGUUCAAAUUAUUUCGUUUUUUUUCUCCUUCUUCUCUUUUCAGAUUAUUGCUUAUGAAUGAACUUUAAAGUUUGAGGGUUUGUUGUGUAAUGCCAAUCAAUAUACAACCAAGUAAUGAAUUUAUGAUACCUUCUGAGGAUAUGGUAUUUGGUUUAGAAUUCAAAAAGCUCGGCUCAAAACGGUAUAGCAGUUCAAAGACAGAUAAAGAAAGUUCUGCAUUGCCACAAGUACAUCAAAGUCCGAAUCCGAAGAGUGCGGAUAAGUCAAGGUCAAAGAGUGGUGUUGGUCCUCAAUGCAGUGAUCUCAAACAGAAGGCAAAGCAGGAUGCAGAAGGAAAUAUUCGGAACCGGGAAACUGCGAAGAGAAGUGGAAAUGAUGGUGAUGAGCUUGUCAAGCAUAUGUCUAAUUUGCCAGGUUAUCUACUGCAUAAUGAUAGAGUGGAAAAUGUUCAAGAGAAAGCUUUCAAUGUUGGUGUUUUAGAUUGGUCUCGACUUGAGAACUGGAAGCACAAGCAUAUACCAGAUGAUCUAACUAGUCGUUUCACACCAUUCAAUAGAGGCGAAUCAUCAUCAAGAGUAGCCACCAAAUCAAAAUCAUCCACCAGUGCCAGUGGCAGGGAAAAACUUGAUGAUAAGAAAGGUUCACGACGGAUCAGACCGAAUAACAGGGAAGCACUUCCACAAAGUAGCAAACUUCCCUCUGAGAAUGUCAAACGGUUUGAAUCUUCUAGAAGUGGAUCCAAGAGGAUAGGAAGUGAGAAGACGAGGAAUGACAAUAUUAAAAGAACUUCAGAUGUUGGAAAUUUAGCAUCGAACUCAAGGCCACGCAGGAUCUCGUCUUCUGUUCCUAAUGAAAAUAAAGAUGAUGAAGCUAACCAGAAAAUGGAGGGUUUGCAAGAACACACCCAGAAGAAAAUAGAGAGAAAUCAUAAGUUCAUCUCUGAUAUGGAACAGCGAACAGAAAAAUCAAAAAGCAAAGGGGUCUCAUUCAGUUCUAAGAAAACGGGUUCUGGUGACUGCGAAUCCAGUCAAAAGGUGAAUCAGUUGCCGGAGUCAGGUUUUGAUGAUAGCUGUAAACAUAGCCAUAGCAAGCCAAGUAAUAUUGUGUUGCUUUAUCCACAUGAUAUUCCCGACUCAAGUUCUUCAGAUGAUUUUCGGCUUUCGGAAUUCCAAACAUCAUCCGAUGAAAAUCAUCCAGAAUCAAGCCGAAGUAGUCUGUCGUAUGUUUCUAUUCCAGAGGAGGUUUACGUUGACAAUGUUUGUCCUGAAAUCGCACUUUCAAAUCGAUGCCGUUCUGCGAUUGAUCGUACUUCUUUUUCUGGACCAAUGCAAAACAGUGUUAGUACUGAUCUCAGUAUGAACCGUUCUUCUGCAAUUUCUGAGAAGUCUGCUUCCAAAAUAAAUAAGAUGUCUGGUCUGCAAUCAGAAGCUGCUUGCUCUGAAAAGGAUGUGUUAGACAAUAGGUUGAGCAAUCAGUCUGCUUUUAAUAAUCUGAUUGAAUCAUUAGACCAAGAAACUGCUGAGCUGACUUCGCAGAAGAGAUCAAAUCCAUCUCACAACCGUCGGUUUAGCUUCAGCUUAAGUCGAAUUGGCAGAAGUUUCAGUUUUAAAGAAGGCCCUGCAGCUUCACAAUUUAGUUCUAAGUUUGUCUCUUCAAAGUCAGGUCCAGUGACUCCUGAAUCUUCCAGGCGUUGGGAUAAUUCAAGCAAAGAAAAGGCAAAUUGUCAGAACCGAACAAGAUCAAGCCCUCUUAAGAGGUUACUAGAUCCUAUAUUGAAACAUAAGGCAUCAGGCACAGAUCAUUCAGGUGAAAGUAGUCAGAAACAAAAUAGAAGCACAGAUUCAACGAGUUUGAGGAGUAUCGGUGUAAAUGAAUCACUGCAGGAUGAAAAGAGCAAGGUAUCAUCAAUCCAAGGUCUCUUGCAGAUUACAAUAAAAAAUGGAAUGCCUUUGUUUAAGUUUGUGCUCAACGAUGAAAGAAAGAUUUACGCCGCUACCAAGAAUAGUUUAUCAUCACAUGAGAAAAAUGAUUUAGGCUGCUGUUUUACAUUCUAUAUUGUUAACGAAAUUAAGAAAAAGAGUGGUGGAUGGAUGAGUCACGGAAAUAAAGAAAAAAGUUGUGGCUAUGCAUACAAUGUUGUCGCUCAGAUGAAAUCUUCUACCUCCAAAUUCACUGAAGCAGUGAAUCAGAACUCCAAGAGACAGCAUAUGGUUAAAGAAUAUGUCCUAUUGGGUGUUGAAAUCAACCAGACAGAUCAAGGACCGCCAAAGUUCAUCCCGACCAUGGAGCUUGCUGCUGUUGUUUUUGAGACCUCAUGUGGAAAUUCAAGCAACGAACAAUUGCAUGGUGAUAAUGAUAUUAUGAAGAAAGGAGAAAAUGAUAGUUCUACUGUUAUUCUUCCAGGUGGUGUACAUGGUUCACCAAACAGAGGUGAACCUUCAUCGUUAAUCCAUAGAUGGAGAACCGGGGGAUUAUGUGAUUGUGGUGGUUGGGACAUAGGUUGCAAACUGCUCGUGCUUCGCGAGCAGAACCUGAGUUCAAACAUUCCAAGAAGUUAUAAACCUUACCAGGAUCGUUUCCAACUUUUUGUUCAGGAAGGAUCUGAGAAUGACGCACCCCUUUUCACUUUGUUGCCGUUGAAUAAUGGAUUCUACUCAGUUGAAUUCAGUUCAACAAUCAGUCAUUUGCAGGCAUUCUUCAUAUCCGUUUCAUUGUUAAGCUGCCAGAAACAACCAGGUUCCUUGGAAAUGAGUAGCAUGAGUGAAGAGACCCUUAAGGAACCAAGUUCCAAUAACAACAGCAGAAGACUUCACGGGAAAGCACCUAUAAAAUAUACACCAAUUCCACCUCUUUCCCCUGUUGGCAGAGUUUAAACUUAGAAGAGGUUUAUAUUUCUUCAUAGUUAUUAGUUGUUAAGAUCUUCAAAUAGUUGAGGAAUAGCUAGUUAAUGGCAUUGCAAAAACAUUAUAAAUGUUGUUCUUGCAACUUGAUUUUUUACACUUAUCUUAUACCACUUAAGUCUAAAGAGUGAAACUUUUGUUUCAAAUUUUUCUUCUAUUUCACCUUCAUACAUGCUGUCCAGUAUAGCAAUAGUCCAUGGAAUUAGAAUACCAGUUGCAGAAAUCUGGAUGCUGGUUCCACUCUUAUUCAUUGUACAAAACAUAAUGUCAAUAAAUAAAAACAGCAGAGUUAUCUAUC